This is a messenger RNA of Triplophysa rosa, 2517 nucleotides long. It is a transcript of the gene rgs9bp, whose product is annotated as regulator of G protein signaling 9 binding protein. NCBI's taxonomy places the organism in Eukaryota, Metazoa, Chordata, Actinopteri, Cypriniformes, Nemacheilidae. The coding region runs from base 391 to 1155 and encodes 254 amino acids. Gene Ontology annotation, biological process: G protein-coupled receptor signaling pathway. Gene Ontology annotation, cellular component: neuron projection. The record is from RefSeq and is a predicted model, not a curated record. The transcript has 3 exons.
GGAGGUACUGAUGCAUUCUUAGACCCCAGCAUCUCUACUCCUCUCAGCAGCAUGUAAUGAGCUUAAUCACACAGUCUUGCCUUGCCCAUGUCAGUACAAAGGGGUCAAUCGCUUGGAUUAUCACACUCGACUUUGACAUCACAAUCCGUUGCACCUCUUUCUGUUUUUCGGCUCUUUUUGUAAAACAAUUUGAACCCUUUGUAGUCUCUUUGGACAAUGUGAUUUUUUAUCUAGUACUGUAGAUAUUGGUUCAGACUGUCAAACAUGGAUUAUAAUUUACUUCAUCUUUACUGUGUGUAAGGCUGUGUAAGGUUAGAGUGUUUGGGGGUGGGUGGUAACGUUUGGGUUUGGAACAAGGUUUUAUCCUGGUUACCAUUGGAAUAAACUCCAAUGCCACGAUCUAACAACAAGGUCGCUGACGAUGGAACAUCAGCACGGCCACUGCAAGAGGGAAGAGCACUGGUGGAUUCCCUCAUUAAGGUGGUUGCAUGUUAUCGGCACCUGGCUUCCUGUGUUGGGGGCUGCACUGAUAGCUCCAGUAUGCGGCGUGAUCUCCAGCAAACAAGAGAGCGGGCCCAGACUCUUGCGCUGUCUUGCCGUAACCACCUGACAGCUCGGCUAAGGGAUAAAACCUUACCAGAUGAUGAGAGGAAAGAAACAGAACGGCUGUGGGUGGCGUUCUCCUCAUGCCUGGAGCUCUUACAUACAGACAUGUGUAAAGUUUUCACCCUGGUCAAAUGCUUUUCCCCUGCUUGCAACAGUACCAUGGUACAAACAGGCAUACAGGGGGGGACAACCGAGGUGGCAGCACAGGCUUUGAGUCUGCCCGACCUACAGGAGACUAAUAAUGAAGCCCAGACCUCCAGCAUGGAGGGUCAGGAGCAGAGUCAGCUGGAGCAGGAGAUUGCACAAGUGGACCGUACUCUGGAGGACAUGGAGCUGAAGGUCAAUGUGCUGCGAUGGACAGUGGAAGCACAGGGACCUCAGUACGCAGACCCUGUCAGUACCGACAGCACCUCUUUAGCACUGCUGUCUAUCAACGAAGAGGCAGCCAAACGCUUUUGUGAUCAUCGCCAGAUGUUUGUGGCAAUGAUAUUCUGCGCUGUGGCAAUUUUUGCCGUGUUGCUGUCGGUUUGUGUGGUGUUACUGGCAUGAAGUGUUAAAACAUGCACUAUUUGUGAUGUGUAGGCAGUCAGGAGAACUGGGAAUGUUUCUUUUUUAAGGUCAUGUCAGUUGUGACUGGCCAAACGUCAACAGUGCACAUUGCAGUAGUGAUUUGUAACAAUUAAGCAGUUCCUCACUGUUGCUCUCAACAGAAUUGAAUCUCAGAUUUUAAGAAUUGAAUUUAGUCUGAUUUUCCAUUGGGGACAAUUAGAAUGUCCCUGUUUGUCAAUAUGUUGUAUAAAGUACAGCCGCGGAAAAAAGUUAUGAGACCAUUUCAAAAUCAUUUUUUGUUUUUCUGAAUUUACUAUUUCUAGGUAUGUGUUUAGGUAAAAUGGUGAUUUUUUUUCAUUUUGUGACCUACUUACAAUAUUUCUCCCAAAAUUCAAAUAGAAAGUCUGCAGAAAAUGAAAACUGGAGAAAAAGGUCAAAAUAACAGAAAAGAUGCUCUGUAGUUUUUCAGACCUCAAAUACUGCAAAGAAAACAAGAUCAUAUUCAAUUUUAAGCAAUACAACAGUCAUAUUUGUACAUGCAUUUAAGAAACGUUCAAAAGUUUUUUUUUAUGUGAUAACCUCAGUUUUUAUCACAGUUUUCAUGUGUUAGAUGACUUUGUCACUCCUGAGGUUUGAUUUUGUUGAACAGACACUGGACUGGAAUGGCUACAAUACAUCUAGAAAGGUUGAUUAAAUUAAAAUUUGGAAUGGUCUUAAUUUUUUUCUGCUGAUAUUUCUUUUAUCAAUGCAAAAUGUUUUAUAUAGAGUUAAAGUUAAAUAUAGUUAAGUAUUAAAUAGAAAUGUAAGGCCCCCAUUUAGAUAAUACAUAUAGUGUGUGUGUUUGUGCAUAAACACAAGUCUUAUUUACUUAAUUUGCUGUGUUGACAGUAAACACUUUCAUAGUCAACACACAGUCAUUUAGUAUUUAUUGCUUUAUGUGCAUGUCUUUUAUAUUAUUUUGACAUUUUAUGUCUUGAUUAAGUGUAAUGCGUACUUACAUUUAUGUUGUGAUACAUAAUUUUUGUGCAAAAACUCAAUUAUGUCAGUAGACUUAUUUGAAACAAGUGGUUUGACUAUUUACCAACUUCAUUUUAUACUGUAAAUACCGUACUGUUUAAAUAAAAUUUCAUGGCUUAAUAAAGCCAGUCUCAUGAGAAAAAAACAACAACUCAAAGCAUUCUGGGAAUUUUAAGAAUUCAGAGAUUUUAUUGGUUUUUUACUCAGUGGGGAUAUAAAAGACAACUGCAGUUUAUUUUAUUUUAAAGGAUAAUUAAUUUUCAUGGUUAAACUUUAUCUAGUAUGGGAAGGUUAAUAUUCCUGCUGCUUGCCAUGUCUGCUGUUCACCAAGCUAUAUUGAAUCAG